AAGAGCUGCAGAAACACAAGGCUUGCUUUCUGUCCCCCGGCUCGGAGCGCGUCAGGGGCUGACGCUCAUGACGUCUGCAUGGAAGGCACGUGGGCUGUGGCGUUCCGAGCCCAUAAACAAAGGCACGUUGCGCUCGAGCGCCAGUUCCGUGAACGCACCGGGAAGCGAGAACGCACCAGAGGACCCGCUUUUCUUUCUUUCUUUCUUUUUGUAAACAUGGAUAAAACUCUUAAAACAUCUAGGAACGGAAAGUGAGGAAAAAAUAAAUAAAUUUAGGAGACGCACCGGUGCAACCAGCGAACUGCAGAGAUUUCACGAGAACCCAAAUCAGCAGAGAUGCCCUGCGUGCAGGCUCAGUAUGGCACGUCUCCUCCGGGUGCCAGUCCUGCGUGUCAGAGCUACAGCUACAACGAGUACAGCUGCGAUUUCUUGACGCCCGAGUUCGUCAAGUUCAGCAUGGACCUGACGAACGCGGAGCUCGCCGCUGCGUCUUCGUCGCUGCCCAGCUUCAGUACGUUUUCUGACUCGGCCGGCGGUGCUGCUGCUGCUGCGGGCUACGAGGCCAAGCCGCCGUGCCUGUACCAGCUUCCUCCACACUGCGCCACCGACCAUCUCUCGGUCAAGACGGAGGACGGAACGGCGGCGCACGCUGCUUACGCGCAUCACCACCACCACCACCAGCAGCCGCAGCAGCAGCAGCACGCAGAGGACCCCGCUGUCUCCUACUACAAGCCGUGUCACUCGGGCUUCGCUCCAGCGUGGGACGACGCGUCGUCUUUGCACGGCUUCCAUCAGAGCUACCUGAUGGAGCAGCAGCGCAAGGGCGCCGUGACGCGCUUCUUCUCGUUCAAGCCUUCCGCGUCGAGCGCGCACGUCUCCGCGUGUCAUAUGCGCUUCGACGGCGCCGCGCAGCACGGAUUCGCGCCGCUGAGGAAACACCAACAGCACCAACAGCAGCAGCACCACAGCCUGGGAUUCGCGCAUCACGGCCUGCACAUCAGUCACGGACGAGUUCUGAUGGAGAGCCCCAUGGCGUCCUCUUCGUCUCCUGCGUGCUCUCCGACCGCCACGCGUGGCCCCGCGCAUGGAGAGGGUCUGUGCGCGGUGUGCGGUGACAACGCGGCGUGUCAGCACUACGGCGUGCGCACAUGCGAAGGCUGCAAAGGGUUCUUCAAGCGCACGGUGCAGAAAAAUGCCAAGUACGUGUGUCUGGCGAACAAAAACUGCCCUGUCGAUAAGCGGCGGCGGAACAGGUGCCAGUACUGCCGCUUCCAGAAGUGCCUCGUCGUCGGGAUGGUAAAAGAAGUCGUCAGAACAGACAGUUUAAAAGGUCGCCGGGGUCGUCUUCCAUCCAAACCCAAAGGCCCCCAGGACAUCCCCGCCUCUUUAUCACCUGCCAAUCUCCUGAGCGCUCUAGUGAGGGCCCACAUGGACUCCAACCCCUCCGUAGGCCGCCUGGAUUACUCCAAAUUUCAGCCAAACCCGGACUUCCACAGCACCGGAGACGAGACCCUUCACAUCCAGCAGUUUUAUGACCUCCUCAUGGGCUCCAUGAGCAUCAUCCGUGGCUGGGCGGAGAAAAUGCCUGGCUUCAGCGAGCUCCCAAAAUGCGACCAGGAGCUGCUGUUUGAUUCCGCCUUCCUGGAGCUUUUUGUCUUGCGCUUGGCGUAUAGAUCCAACUUGAUGGAGGACAAGCUCGUGUUCUGCAGCGGCGUCGUCUUGCACAGGCUGCAGUGCGUGCGAGCGUUCGGAGAGUGGAUCGACUCGAUCGCAGAGUUCUCCUCAAGCCUCCAGAGCAUGCACGUAGACGUCCCGGCGUUCUCCUGCAUGGCUGCUCUGACCAUCAUCACAGAGAGGCACGGCCUCAAGGAGCCCAAAAAGACGGAGGAGCUUCAGAGCAAGAUUUUAACCUGCCUGAAGGAUCACGUGGCCUGCAGUGGACAUCUGUCAAAACUGCUGGCCAAGUUGCCCGAGCUGCGCACGCUGUGCACGCAAGGACUCCAGCGCAUCUUUUACCUGAAGCUCGAAGACUUGGUUCCGACGCCCGCCAUCAUCGAGAAGCUCUUUCGUGACACGUUACCGUUCUAAACACGUGGAACUUUAUCAGAGUUUUAUAUCAAGCAAAGGAGAUUUUCUUCCACUCUCCUUGGACUAAAAGCGUCCACAAAGUCUGAGAUGCAACAAGAGCUAAAGCAAAUCCAAGGAGUCACCUUUUUCUUUUUUUUGGUGGGAAAGAAAUCAUUCAUACGAGCUCGUUAAUCACUUAUUCACCUUUUAAACUUCCAGACGUCGUCAUCCUAACUCCAUAACUGCUUAUCUUUCAAUAUAAUUUCACGGUAUGCUUUUUAACUGAGUAAUAAGCUUGGAUUUGGGGUUUUAAGGGGCAAUUAAUUAAAGUUAAUCAAUGCAGUUGAAAAAUAUCCAAACUAUUUGUGAUGCAUUUAUUAAAGUACAGAAAACAUUAUCAGUGGAAAAAAAAAAACAGGAUUUUUUUUGGGAUUACACGGCAAAUUUGACUAAUUUAUUAUGACAAAAUAGUGAUGAAAAUGAUAUAUGUCAGGAAUGGAGAGAAAAUAAAACCAGAACCAUUUUUUAAAAAUUAUUAUUAAUCAUGAAUUAAUUUAGAAGUCACAGAAACUUUGGGUUAGGAGACAUCACGACCUACACAUUGUUGUUUUAUUGCUUUAUUUUUGUGCAAAACCUGUUUUUUCCCUUUGAUAACGUGAUCCCGUGAUUAAAUGAUAAGAUGGUAAGAUGAUAAGAUGACGACCGCGCCCCGACUCGAAGUCUUUGUCAUUUCAGUGAUUAAAAAGUCAAACUUACAGCAUGAAUAAGACAAAACACUUUAUUUUCUUUCUCUGAAAAAAUAUCAAAUGUCAUCUGCCUUAUUUUAUCUCUCAAAAGGUCUGAUUUAAGUAAAAAUAAAUAAAUAAAUAUAUAAAUAAAUAAGACGCAUCUAAUGAAAAGCGUCUUUGCGCUUUUGCGUUGCUGCCAAGGAAGAAAAAAGGAAAGGAAGGAAGAAAGAAAGAAAGAAUUCCUCUGAAAAAUACACAGAUUUUUUUAAAUAAGAAGGCCACGUGCUGAUAGUUUGCUGUGUUUAUGACUGAAUGGUGUACAAAGCUUUGUCAUUUUUCCCGCAUCCCCUUCUGACGCAUGGACGUGACGAGCUCUUCAACCUCUUCAUUUCAUAUUGAAAUAAUUCUUCAGUAAUAUUUUCUUCAUGUGCUCUGUUUUCUUUUCACUUCUUCAUCAUUAACAUCAUGCCGACGUUUCCUUUUUUUACUUACUUGCUUUUUUUAUUGUUUAUUAUUUUUCAAGAUGUCGUUUCUGCAUCUCUGCAUUGUGUAGCUCUUAAACACACACACACAUAUAGAAAUAUAAAGGAAGUCGGUAUGGAU
This is a messenger RNA of Neoarius graeffei (lesser salmon catfish), 3398 nucleotides long. RefSeq names its product nuclear receptor subfamily 4, group A, member 2b (gene nr4a2b). The transcript has 8 exons. Lineage: Eukaryota; Metazoa; Chordata; Actinopteri; Siluriformes; Ariidae. Gene Ontology annotation, molecular function: RNA polymerase II cis-regulatory region sequence-specific DNA binding; zinc ion binding; nuclear glucocorticoid receptor binding. The coding region runs from base 337 to 2088 and encodes 583 amino acids. Gene Ontology annotation, cellular component: nucleus; transcription regulator complex. The record is from RefSeq and is a predicted model, not a curated record. Gene Ontology annotation, biological process: cellular response to corticotropin-releasing hormone stimulus; dopaminergic neuron differentiation; central nervous system neuron differentiation.